UCGAACGGAACAACAGCCGCCGUUUUUCCCCGCCGGUUAAUUUCAUCAGCAUCAGGCCGAUUCCCGUAACAAUUUCCGUCCCUCUAGCGAUGAAACUGGCAGCCAAAGAUGAGACCAACCAUCACGAGGCUUCCGAUGAAGAAGAGGAGGAGGAUAAUCAUGAGACUUCCAGCGUCGGUAGUACCUGCACCGAUAAUACCUCCAAUGGAAGCGAGUCCCAUCCCAAUCGGCGGAAACGACGUCGGCAGCGCAAAAAGGUUUCCAAAAGUCCCAAGCCGCUGUACAAAUUUGCGUGUUACGUCAAGGAGGACCACGGGCAACCACUGUUCGGGUGUCAAUUUAAUCACGAUUUGAAAAAGGGUGAACUGCCGGUCUUUGCAGCGGUCGGAAGUAAUCGGGUGACCAUUUACCAAUGUCAGGAAAAUGGGGAUAUAAAACUGCUCCAAUGUUAUUCGGAUCCAGAUGUGGAUGAAAUAUACUACACUUGCGCGUGGUCCCAUGAACCUGAAACGGGUCGGCCAAUUUUGGCCGCAGCUGGAUUGCGUGGAGUUGUACGGGUUUUCUCACCGGCAACGCUAAACGCCUACAAACAUUACGUUGGCCAUGGGCACGCCAUCAAUGAGGUGAAGUUUCACCCAAAGGAACAUUAUUUGCUUCUGUCGGCCAGCAAAGAUCACUCCCUCAGACUUUGGAACACAAAAAGCGACGUCUGUAUAGCGAUCUUUGGCGGAGUCGAAGGACAUCGAGAUGAGGUGCUUAGUGCAGACUUUGACAUCCUGGGCAGUCGCAUAAUGUCUUGUGGGAUGGAUCAUUCGCUCAAAAUGUGGCGCCUAGAUUCGGACACGAUGAAGGAUGCUAUCCGGAGUAGCUAUUCGUUCCACACUUCCAAAUUGGUCCACCGCUUCCCGACGGCGGACGAACACUUUCCGGUCUUUUCCACUCGGGACAUCCAUCGGAAUUAUGUUGAUUGUGUCCGCUGGAUGGGAGACUUUGUCCUGUCGAAAUCGUGCGAAAACUCAAUCGUCUGCUGGAAACCGGGAAAGGUGGAUAGCAACGAGGUGAGGAACAACGAAACCACGACCACGGUUCUAACCACCUUGGAGUACAAAGAAUGUGACAUCUGGUUCAUCAGAUUCUCGCUCGACUAUUGGCAAAAGUAUUUGGCGCUCGGAAACCAAAACGGGAAAACCUACAUCUGGGAGUUGGACACGGACGAUCCGGCCCAUCCUCGGUGCACUCAGCUGUACCACCCGAAGUGUGUGACGGCUAUCCGGCAGACGUCCUUUUCGAGGAACGGUGACAUUCUGAUUUGCGUUUGCGACGAUGGAACCGUUUGGCGCUGGGAUAAGCUCGUUCAAAGCUAGGCAGGCACAAUUCCGACCGAUGUCUUCUCACUUAUUUUUAUCGUCAUAUAUGUGUAUUUAUUUUAAGACCAAUAGCAUUACCGAAAAAUAUAAAACUACAGUGAC
Uranotaenia lowii is the source of this 1469-nucleotide messenger RNA. RefSeq names its product polycomb protein EED-like. The transcript is spliced from 4 exons. The record is from RefSeq and is a predicted model, not a curated record. The coding region runs from base 90 to 1364 and encodes 424 amino acids. Gene Ontology annotation, molecular function: nucleosome binding; protein binding. NCBI's taxonomy places the organism in Eukaryota, Metazoa, Arthropoda, Insecta, Diptera, Culicidae. Gene Ontology annotation, biological process: negative regulation of transcription by RNA polymerase II. Gene Ontology annotation, cellular component: ESC/E(Z) complex.